AUGUCCCGGCGGGCGUUGGCGGCGUUGGCGGCGCUGGAUCUGCUGCUGCUGCCGCUGCUGCCGCUGCUGCGUCCGGCCGCCGUGGGCGCCUGCCCGGCCCGGGCGGGGUCCGGGGCGACGGGUCCGGGGCCCCCGGGGUCGGGCGGCGCGGGGCCGGCCUUCCGCAACGGCACCGUCGUCCCGCACCCGUUCAUGGUGGCCCUCUACCGCGGCCUGGCGGGGCUCAGGCCGCCCGGACCCUCCGCCCCGGCCCGCGCCCACACCGUCACCGCCUUCGCCGACCGGGCCACCGCAGACGACUCGACGGCCGCGACGGGCCAGACCUUCGUCUUCGACGUGUCCAGCCUGCCGGCCGCCGACGAGGUGGUGGCGGCGGAGCUGCGGGUGCUGCGACGGCCGGCGGCGGGUCCGGCGGCCCCGGGACGCCUGCUGCUGCUGCUGCUCCCGCCUCGGCCGCCCGCCGCCCCUCCGGCCCGCGGGCCCGCGCUGCUGGCGGCCCGGGCGGCCCGGCCCCUGGCCGGCGCGGCCCGCUGGGAGGUGUUCGACGUGUCGGCGGCGCUGCGGCGGCGGCGGCGGGACCCGCGGGCCCGGACGCCCGCCCUCCGCCUGCUGCUGCGCGUCCUGGCCGGGCCGGGCGGCGCCCCGCUGCCCCGAGCCGGGCGGGCUUCGGCCGCCGCCCCCGCCACGAGGCGGCGCUGCGCGGGCGGAGCGCCCCCUGGCGGCCGAGGCGCGGGCGGAGCGCCCCCUGGCGGCCGAGGCGCAGGCGGCGGCGGAGGCGGAGGCGGCGGCGGAGGCGGAGGCGGCGCCGGGCGGCGGGCCCGCACCCGCUGCAGCCGCAAGCCCCUGCACGUGGACUUCAAGGAGCUGGGCUGGGACGACUGGAUCAUCGCCCCCCUGGACUACGAGGCCUACCACUGCGAGGGCCCCUGCGACUUCCCGCUGCGCUCGCACCUGGAGCCCACCAACCACGCCAUCAUCCAGACCCUGGUGCACUCCAUGGACCCCGCCGCCGCGCCGCCCAGCUGCUGCGUCCCCGCCAAGCUCAGCCCCAUCAGCAUCCUCUACAUCGACGCCGGCAACAACGUGGUCUACAAGCAGUACGAGGACAUGGUGGUGGAGACCUGCGGCUGCAGGUAGCCGUCGACGGCCGGGCCCCGGGGGCCGC
Ornithorhynchus anatinus (platypus) is the source of this 1165-nucleotide messenger RNA. RefSeq names its product growth differentiation factor 7 (gene GDF7). Gene Ontology annotation, cellular component: extracellular region. The transcript is spliced from 4 exons. Gene Ontology annotation, biological process: BMP signaling pathway; SMAD protein signal transduction. Gene Ontology annotation, molecular function: cytokine activity; growth factor activity. Bases 1 to 1137 code for a protein of 378 amino acids. The record is from RefSeq and is a predicted model, not a curated record. Lineage: Eukaryota; Metazoa; Chordata; Mammalia; Monotremata; Ornithorhynchidae.